GCCAAAGUCGAUCAGUAGUUUUCGAGCAAGUGCCGAGUGCAAAUGGCGUAUGAUGAGCCGGUGUUGAACGUGUGGUGCACAUCGUUCGUGUCCGUCAUCGACUCAUUUCGUUUGUGUUUACAGCAACGACACGUUUGACAGGACAGCAAUCAGGUGGUGGGGUGUCCGUACUCGAGUAGUGGUGUGUGUGUGUGUGUGUGUGUCUCUCUCUGUUUUGCCUUCGUCGAUUGUUGGCCGAGUGAGCCAUCGAAAUCGGGGUGUCGUUUGUGUUGUGAGUGAGCGGCGUGGUGGUGGGGGGAAACGGGAUCAAAGAUGGCCGCAGCGCGGUGGACAUCUCCGUCCCUGACGUCGGGCAAGAGUGAGAAAUUCGAGCACACGAAACUGGACGAAACGACCGAGUCGUUGAGCUUGUUGUCCAUUUUGCGGGCGUUCGAUAGUCCGGUGACUGAAGAACGGGCCUGGGCCAUCCUCUACCAGUCGGCCAAAACGGCCCUGCAGUGUUUCACUAGUGCCAAUGCUGCUGCGUCGUCGAGUCAUCACAACAACACGACAACGACCAACAGCACGACCAACAUUCACAAUCUAACGGAUAACAGUGAUCAAGUCAAGUGUGCCGUCGUCGGCGAAACGUCACAGCUUUGGAUUCAUCGAGAUGGCCAUGUUCAUCCUCAUUCGUUCCAGGUGGCCGCCGAUUCCAUCGAAGCUGAAAGGCGGACGGUAGCCGAGUGUCAAUCACAGUUGGUGUCGGGACUGGGCUGGGCUCUCUUCGAGGCGCUGGAUUAUGGCUGCAAACGGGAGGAGCAGAACGUCCUCAGUCCCGAUCUGGAACAAAUGAUCGACUUUUUAACAUCGGCAGAUACGGGCGAAUGCCAAUCGGCCGAGGACGAAGGCAUCGAACAGGAUUCCGGGGAAGUGGAAGAGUCUGCAGCGACGGCGAAUGUCAGCGUCGAGACGACCUCCAACGCCUCCACCUCCUCGUCGGCUGCCGCUGCUGCUGCCGCCGCCACCAUGACGUCAUUGUCUCACGUCAUGGAUCGGUGUCGCAUGCAAAUCAGCAGCACGGCCUCCUCCGUCCAGGCGGACGCCCACUUCAAAGCCGUUUGCCGCGCCCUCGUCGCCGAAACGCUCGAAUUUUCAGAUUUCCUCGUCAAAGUCUCUUCAGCACCCGAAGAUUGGCGGGAGUUACGAAACAACAAGUCAGAAACGCAUUCACAGGAGCUGACGGAACUCCAUUUGGCCGACUGGGCGAAAUUGUGGGUGCAGGUGAUCCGUCAGCUGCGCAACGGCGUGAAACUGAAAGCGUCCGGCGUCGGCGAGAGUGCCCGCAAGCCCAUCGAAUACGAACUGACGCCCUACGAGAUGAUGAUGGACGACAUCCGAUCCAGGCGCUACAAAUUGCGCCAGGUCAUGGUGGACGGAACGAUUCCGCCCCGCGUCAAGAAAGACGCGCACGCCGUCAUCCUAGAAUUCAUCCGAUCUCGUCCGCCUCUUCGCAAGGCGUCUGAGAGGAAAUUGCGGCCGCUGGCUCGUCGCGUUUCCACUCCGGUCGAGUUGCUCAUGGAAUCGAUCCGUCAACACGAUUCCAAGGAAUUGAGACCCACUCGAUGCCUGCUGGUCAAUCGAACAGAAAAUGUGACGGCGACGAUCUCGACGACAACGAAACGAAAACUAUUGAAAGCCGAUCAUUUGCACGACGAGCUGGAAGAAGACGAAGAUUUGGAACUGCCUCCUCCAUCUCCUCCGCGACGCUACGACUACAUGGUCGACCCUUUUGCCUCCUGUUCCAGGUCCGAGUCGUCCACUCCCUUGAACUCGAAAACGGACGCCAGGAUUCAUCUCCAUCGCGAACGAGACGAAUCGCCGUCGAGGAGGCACAGUCUGACCGUCCUGCCUCCGCCUCUGACGAGGACCGCCAGCAAUCCAUUCCUCAAGAGGCAAUCGAUGAACGCGCAUCUCAAUUCGCACGUGCGACAGGGCGCCGACCCUCGCAUGACGUUGAAUCCGGCCAACUUGUCCAGUGAUCAGCCUGGAUCUCUGCCGUGUUCGGGCCCGUCCUCGUCGACGUCGUCGUCCUCAGCGUCGCUCCAUUCGCCGCCAGGUUCGCCGACCAGCGCCGGCCACCUGCAAGAAGAUUUCGUCCGUUCCAAAGAAUUCCAACAGGUUGUCCAAGGCAAACUGGUCACCUUGGAAGAGCUGGUCCACAUGAGACGGGUCUUGACGGCCGCUUCGCUCGACAACCUGCCUUUAGACUCGUCGAUCAAGGAUGACGUCGUCAACGGAAAGGUUUGUUUCGUCUGUCGAAAAACUCGCUUCUCCGUCUUCGGCUCGUGGUGGCACAAUUGCAAACUGUGCCGGCGGACCGUGUGCACGAAAUGCUGCAUGAAGAUGAGGAUCCCGUCUGACCAGUUCGACACGGUCGACGUGUCGCAAGUGUCGUGGUACGGCGCCAACGCCGCCGACAAACUGGAACAAUCGUCGCCCGUCGUCGUCUCUUCGUCGUCGCUCUUCUCGUCGUUCCAGUUGAAAUUGCCGCAGUUUCGCAUCCGCUCGCCCAACGGCGGCACCACCACCACCACCACCGACGGCUGCGAGAGUUCGGAAUCGACGCCGACGUCGCCAGUGCUCAACCGUCGUGGCUCGGAGCGACGCAAACAGACGCUGGCCCAGCCUCCGCAGAAGUUCCUGCACCAGGCCUUGUCGCGCCACCAAUCUUUAUCGACCAACAACACUCCCGCCAGAAAGCCGGUGUCGGCGCAAGCGUCUGUCUGUACGUCGCAUCAGCCGGCCAAUAAGAGAUCGUCGUCGUCAGGUAGCGACUGCUACGUCUGCAGGGAUUGUCAGACGUUGAUUGAGAAUAUCAUCUACAAUCCUGUUCACACGGUGACCCAUUGUGAACGGCCUUCUAUUCACGUCUCGCUUCCCUGAGCUUUUCGUCUUACUUUUUUUUUUUUUCUUCUUCCAUACAUUCUUCCAAUCCCUAAACAGCUUACACAUACAGUACAUACAUACAUACAUACAUGCAUGCAUACACACACACCUACACACAGAGUACACCUACACAUACACAACAGUUGAUCGAAAUCGAUGGGACGACGACCAAAACAAAAGAAACGAAAAAAAAAAAAAAAAUUCUCUUCCUCAUUCCGGUGCUUUUUCGUUGCGGGAGGGGUUUUCUAACAAAACUUGAUGAAACGAAAAAAAUUGAAAUAUAAAAAAAAAAAAAAAAAAAAAAAGAAAAAAAAAAAAAAAAAAAUCGACAAAAUCAUACAAUUAUAACGCACAGCGCGCGCUAGUCAAGCUCUAAGAAAACAAAAUUCCAACUGUACGACAACAAUUGAUACUUGCAACAUUCUCAACCAAGACGAAGGUACACACUCACAUCAACAAUCACACCACACGAUCAAUGAAAAAAGGCCAACUAUAUGCUGUUCUAACGCCCUUUUUACCUAAACGCAAUGGAACAAAUCUUAUAUUCACAGCUUUUCAAAAAUAACAAAAAGAAGAGAAAAAAAAACAAAACAAAACAAAAAACAUUCUUGUACAAAAUUCGUUGUUGAUUGUAUCCAACCAACAAAGCAUUCCUCUUCUGUUUCUACCCUCGUGUCCUUUACAAACGAAUUAUGCAUCCCCCUACCCCCCGUUUUCUCAUCGAGUGGCUGCCGCUUUUUUUUUUUUUUUUUUUUUUUUGAAGAAAAUUUUAAAUGUCUGCUUUUUUUUUUGGAAUAAAAAAAAAAAAAAAAGGGAAAUGCAUAAAAAGAUAAGAAGAAACAUUUCGGUACGGCAGCUCGGUCCUUACAUUUUUUUUUUUUGUUUGUUUCUUUUUUUUUUUUUUUUUUGUAUGUGUCUCUCCCCCUCCUCUGCAUCAUUCAUCAUGUCUUAAUGUAUAUUUGCGAGCCUCCUAGGAAAUAUACACAC
Messenger RNA from Daphnia carinata, 3915 nucleotides. It is a transcript of the gene spir, whose product is annotated as protein spire homolog 1-like. The transcript is spliced from 14 exons. Gene Ontology annotation, cellular component: cell cortex; cytoplasmic vesicle membrane. The coding region runs from base 313 to 2925 and encodes 870 amino acids. NCBI's taxonomy places the organism in Eukaryota, Metazoa, Arthropoda, Branchiopoda, Diplostraca, Daphniidae. Gene Ontology annotation, biological process: Golgi vesicle transport; actin filament polymerization; intracellular transport. The record is from RefSeq and is a predicted model, not a curated record. Gene Ontology annotation, molecular function: actin binding.